UCAGUGAAGUUUCCUGAUGGUCGUAUCCGCCUCUACUGCAAAGGAGCUGACACCGUCAUCUACGAGCGACUUUCCCCUCAGUCCAAACACAAAGAAACUACCCAGUCUGAUCUGGAUGUCUUUGCCAGCGCCACCCUGCGGACGCUGUGCUUGUCUUACAAAGACAUCAGCACGGCAGAUUACGAAGCCUGGUCCAGGAGACACAAAGAUGCGCAGGUCUCCAUGUCGGACAGAGACGCCGCCCUGGACAUCGUGUACGAGCAGAUCGAGAGCAACCUGAUGCUAAUUGGUGCGACGGCCAUCGAGGACAAACUGCAGGAUGGAGUCCCAGAGACCAUCGCUAAACUGGCCAAAGCUGACAUCAAGAUCUGGGUCCUGACUGGAGAUAAGAAAGAAACGGCCGAGAAUAUUGGAUAUUCUUGUUCCCUUCUGACAGACGGCAUGCAGAUCCACUACGGAGAAGACGUCAAUGAGAAGCUGAGUAUCCGUCAAGAAAACAGGAGGAACGAACUUCCAACUUCCCGUCGAGGGAAAAAGAAACCCGCCGAACCGUUCUUCACCCAGCCGGGGAAAAACGCUCUCGUCAUCACCGGAGGAUGGCUGAAUGAAAUUCUGUACGAAAAGAAGAAGAAACGCCGUCGCCUGCGUCUGCGGCGUCUGGGAAGGAAAGCCCCUCCCACCAUCCCUACUGACGGAGAGCCAAUGGACGACUUGGAAAAGGAAAUGAGACAGGAAAACACAAAAUGA
Molecule: messenger RNA, 747 nt
Organism: Notothenia coriiceps (black rockcod)
Lineage: Eukaryota; Metazoa; Chordata; Actinopteri; Perciformes; Nototheniidae
Product: phospholipid-transporting ATPase IC-like
Exons: 7
Coding region: 223-747 (174 amino acids)
Biological process (GO): Golgi organization; phospholipid translocation
Cellular component (GO): plasma membrane; trans-Golgi network
Molecular function (GO): ATPase-coupled intramembrane lipid carrier activity
Source: RefSeq, a predicted model, not a curated record